Messenger RNA from Dromiciops gliroides (monito del monte), 4169 nucleotides. RefSeq names its product endothelin converting enzyme 1 (gene ECE1). The record is from RefSeq and is a predicted model, not a curated record. Gene Ontology annotation, cellular component: plasma membrane. Gene Ontology annotation, biological process: peptide hormone processing. Gene Ontology annotation, molecular function: metalloendopeptidase activity. Bases 320 to 2584 code for a protein of 754 amino acids. Lineage: Eukaryota; Metazoa; Chordata; Mammalia; Microbiotheria; Microbiotheriidae. The transcript has 19 exons.
AAGCGCGCGGCUCGGGUAAAGGGGGAGCACAACACAGAGCGCACGGCGCCCCGACUCCUAUUCCAGCUCAGGCUCCCGCUCGGGCUUGCGCUCCCCAUCCCGCUCCGGCUCCGGCUCCGCUCCGGCUCAGCUUCGGCUCCAGCCCGGGCUCGGGCUCGCGCUCCGAUCCUGCUCCGACUUCGGUUCCAGCUCCGGCUCCGGCUCGGCUCCGGCUCCGGCUCCGGCUGCCACUCCGCGCCCGGCGGCCGAGCCGUCCCUGAUCCCUCCGGCGGCGGCGGGGAGGCGGAGUAGGGCCAGGAGAACUGUCAGGAGCAGAGCUAUGAUGUCGUCCUACAAGCGGGCCACGCUGGAUGAGGAAGACCUGGUGGACUCCCUCGGGGAGGGCGAGGUGUACCCCAAUGGCAUUCAGGUGAAUUUCCGAGGCUCCAGGAAUGGUCGGAGUUGCUGGGCCGAGAGAACUCACAUUGAGAAGCGCCUCUCGGUGGUGAUUGGCCUUUUGGUCCUGGGGCUGUUGGCAUCCCUGGCGGUCUUGGCCUUCCAAUACAAAACCAGACCCCCUGCUUUGUGCCUGACCGAAGCUUGCAUCUCAGUGACCAGCUCCAUCCUGAGCUCCUUGGACCAGACAGUGGACCCGUGCCAAGACUUCUUCAGCUAUGCCUGUGGGGGCUGGAUAAAGGCCAAUCCUGUGCCUGAUGGCCACUCACGAUGGGGAACCUUCAACAACCUCUGGGAACACAACCAAGCCAUCAUGAAGCAUCUCUUGGAGAAUGCCACCGCCAGCACCAACGAGGCCGAGCGCAAGGCCCAGCAGUAUUACCAGGCCUGUAUGAACGAGUCCAAGAUUGAGGAGCUGAAGGCAAGGCCCCUGAUAGAGCUCAUCGAGAAGCUUGGUGGCUGGAAUAUCACAGGACCCUGGAACAAGGACAACUUCCAAGAGACCCUGCAGGUGGUCACUGCUCACUACCGUACCUCCCCUUUCUUCUCUGUCUAUGUCAGUGCUGACUCAAAGAACUCCAACAGCAAUGUGAUUCAGGUGGACCAGUCUGGUUUAGGCUUACCUUCUAGAGAUUAUUAUCUGAAUAAGACAGAAAAUGAGAAGGUCCUGACAGGCUACCUGAACUACAUGGUGCAACUGGGCAAGCUCCUAGGAGGGGGAGAUGAGGAAUCCAUUCGUGAUCAGAUGCAACAGAUCUUGAACUUUGAGACAGCACUGGCCAACAUCACCAUCCCCCAGGAGAAGCGCCGAGACGAGGAGGUCAUUUACCACAAAGUGUCCGCCGGAGAUCUGCAGACUUUGGCACCUGCCAUCAACUGGAUGCCCUUCCUUACGACUGUGUUCUACCCUGUGGAGAUCAAUGAAUCAGAGCCUGUGGUAGUCUAUGCCAAAGAAUACUUGGAGCAAGUCUCCAACCUCAUCAACAACACAGACAAAUGCCUCCUCAACAACUACAUGAUCUGGAACCUGGUGAAAAAGACGAGUUCUUUCCUGGAUCAGCGCUUCCAGGAUGCCGAAGAGAAAUUCAUGGAAGUGAUGUAUGGGACCAAGAAGACGUGCCUUCCACGAUGGAAGUUUUGUGUGAGUGACACAGACAACAACCUGGGUUUUGCCCUGGGCGCCAUGUUUGUGAAAGCCACCUUUGCCGAGGACAGCAAGAACAUAGCCAGUGAAAUGAUCUUGGAGAUCAAGAGAGCGUUUGAAGAAAGCCUGACCACCUUGCAGUGGAUGGAUGAGGACACACGGAAAUCAGCCAAGGAAAAGGCAGAUGCAAUCUACAACAUGAUUGGUUACCCCAAUUUCAUCAUGGAUCCCAAGGAGUUGGACAAGGUCUUCAAUGACUACAAUGCCGUCCCCGAUCUUUACUUUGAGAAUGCCAUGCGGUUUUUCAACUUCUCAUCCAGAGUCACUGCAGACCAGCUCAGAAAAGCUCCCAACAGGGAUCAGUGGAGUAUGACACCUCCCACAGUGAACGCCUACUACUCGCCCACCAAGAACGAGAUUGUGUUUCCAGCUGGAAUCUUGCAGGCCCCAUUCUACACCCGCACAUCGCCCAAGUCACUGAAUUUUGGCGGAAUCGGGGUUGUUGUGGGCCAUGAGCUGACUCAUGCCUUUGACGAUCAAGGUCGGGAGUAUGACAAAGAUGGUAAUCUUCGGCCCUGGUGGAAGAACUCCUCUGUGGAGGCCUUCAAGCAGCAGACCGAGUGUAUGGUGGAGCAGUACAGCCACUAUACAGUCAACGGAGAGGCAGUGAAUGGCCGCCACACACUGGGAGAGAACAUCGCUGACAACGGAGGCCUCAAAGCAGCCUAUCGGGCCUAUCAGAACUGGGUGCAGAAGAAUGGAGAAGAGGAGACACUGCCAACCCUGGGCCUCACCAACAACCAGCUCUUCUUCCUUGGGUUCGCUCAGGUCUGGUGCUCAGUCCGUACCCCUGAGAGCUCCCAUGAAGGCCUCAUCACAGAUCCCCACAGCCCCUCUCGCUUCCGGGUCAUCGGCACCGUCUCGAAUUCCAAGGAGUUCUCAGAACACUUCCAGUGUGCCCCUGGCUCCCCUAUGAACCCCCAUCGAAAGUGUGAAGUCUGGUAGAGGUGAAUCCAGGUGGAAGAGGAGGAUGGGUAGUUAUGGGGAGGACAGGCAGGACAAAGACCCGGGGGGAGGGGAGGGAAUGAAAGAACUGGCCCCGGCUGUCCAGUAUUGAGGGCAUUGCCCUGUCCCUCCUCCCUGCCCAAACACCCUCCCUCUCCGCCUUCGAAAGAGCUCUCCGUGUGAAGGGAUCCCAAACCUUGGGCUUUUGGUGCCAACCAGAGAUUGGAUCCACUGUGAAAACCCCUGUAAUCGUAAAUCAUUUGUGAGUCAACUCUUGCAAUGGCCAUGACAGGUGUUUGUGUGUCUGUCCGGCUGCUUGGGGACAGGGGCAGGGAAUUGGCGUCAUUGUCUGUUCCUCAUCCCGCCUGGGCUGGGGAAUGGCAGUUAUACCCACAGAUACCACUGUGUUAAGUGCUUUUAAAAAAAGUCUCUAUUUUGGGGAAAUUCGUUUUGGAACAUUGUGGAAUACACUGGAAAUCUUCAGGGAAAAAUGCAUUUAAAACACUUUUUUUUUAAAGAAAGGAUUGGUAUAUUUAUUAUGUUUUUCUUAAUAACCUGUGGACGAGGGAAGCCCCACCGUGACUACCCUUCCCCAGCCCCCUCUCCUGGCUGCUGAGUUGAGGCAGGGGCUGGUAGGGCUGAGCUGAGAACAUGACUCCCAGAGGCCAAGCCUCCAGGGACUAGAGGGGCAUCCUAAGCCUUUGAGUAACCAUAAGACUUCCUUCUAGGGUCUCCUCAGGAGUCCCAUUAUCAGAGAGGAGGGUAGCAGAUCAGGAGGAGAGAUUCAAGAUGGCAGAAUCAGUGUUGGGCACUGUCCCACCUCCCCUUUCCUUGGCACCUAAAUCCUGAGGGCCCCCCGCCCAGUACUCAGCCAUGACAGCCCUCAGCCACUGAAGCAAGGGCUCCGAUUUCCCAGAAGGGGAUGGGAAUAGGGAAGAUAAUCCCUUCCACCUGUGUUCUACUUUUUAAAGGGAAUUUAGAGGAGGAGGAGGAGGAGGAGGAGCUGGGGAGUGGGAUUCCUUAGGUCCUCUGUAGCUUACCAACAGAAACCACAAACCCCUUACACCAGAAAAAAGGGAUGGCUUGUGGUUUCAGAGCCUGGGCCUCCUAAGGCUUCAGUGCCCUUGGUUGCCUUCCUCUGUCAUUUGACCGAUGUGUACCCAUUACUGCCUCCUGUCCUUGGUCCAACUCCCAGCAUCCACCAUGCUGGUCACCUCCAGGCCAAGCGCUGCUGGAGUUGGGUCCUGUUAGAGAAAGGAGGGGGUCAGAAAACCCCUUCUUGGCUGCUGUGUCUUAAGCUGAAGCAUCCUGGCAUCAUCCUCUUUGCGCUUGGCUGACCCCAGCUCUCCAUAGGGCCCGGGUGACCUCUUGGUCACUAUAGCGCUCCCUGCUCCUCUCUCUUCCCCACACCACUUUUUCCCCAAACUUUGCACUGUGGCCCCUGGGGUUUGUGGCUCCUGCCUCUAACUAAGGCUGGAUUGGUUCCCCACCCUCACCCCCUACCCACCAUGUCCUUAGUCCCAUCUCAGUUCUCUAGUGCCUUAUUUAGGGCUCUGCCCUAGGGAGAACCUCUUCUUUCCACAAA